This is a messenger RNA of Leptomonas pyrrhocoris, 5670 nucleotides long. Its product is annotated as putative Atp-dependent DEAD/H DNA helicase recQ. Gene Ontology annotation, cellular component: chromosome; nucleus; cytoplasm. NCBI's taxonomy places the organism in Eukaryota, Euglenozoa, Kinetoplastea, Trypanosomatida, Trypanosomatidae. Gene Ontology annotation, biological process: double-strand break repair via homologous recombination. The record is from RefSeq and is a predicted model, not a curated record. The coding region runs from base 1 to 5670 and encodes 1889 amino acids. Gene Ontology annotation, molecular function: nucleic acid binding; four-way junction helicase activity; ATP binding. The transcript has a single exon.
AUGGAACGCGAAGGGCAUCAAGCACAGCAGCGACCACCACCACCACCACAGGGGCGGUCGUCAGAUCCUUCUCUUUCCUCCUUCGCGGUGCCCUCCCCUACGGCGGUCGCGUCCUCCCUGCCGCCACCGCAGCCCCCCAUCGCCCCUCCUUCUCCGUCGCCUGCCGAAUUUCUCAACGAGGUGAAGUCGGAGAUGCGACUGGUGGCACGGCAGCUGCGCGAGGCACAGCAGCAACGAGACGACGUCAUUCUUCUCGAGGACGAGGAGCACGACGCCUCUGCGGAGUUGAUGCAGCUUGACGGCAGGAUUGGCGAGCUAGAGAGGCGCUUUGCGCUGCUGCGGUUGUCACAGGCAACGCUGCUGCGCCGUCCUACCCCGGUCGCCACCCCGCUCCCCUCAGCCGCGUCGUCGCUGAUGGGCUCGCCACGCACGGUGUCCGCGACAAACGUGAGCAACAGCACCAGCUUUACGGGUGCGCCGCCGUUGUGCUACGCGACAGCGGCGACAACGCCAUCGACGACAUCGGUAAUGGGAGCCGUCAACGACGUGAACAGAAACGCUAGCUUUGGCACAUCGCUUCGUAGCGGCAUCCAUGAAGGAGAACAGUUCCAGAACAGCAAUAAUUCUCCUUAUUCGUUCACGAGCACUGCGGUGGCGGCCGGCGAUCCGUCGCGUGCGGUGCCGUCGCUGCCGGCGCUUGCCUGGUCGUCUUCCACCACCGCCUCACCUGCCCUCAACGGCGCAACGACGUCUUCCUGGUCUACGGCCCUCGCCCAAUACAACGCAAACAACAGCAGCAGCAUGAACUGUAAUACCAACUACACAGGGGCUAAUGGAAACGGCUUUGAGGGCAGCGGUGGCGGCAGUAAUGAUACUAUGGGCGAGGCUUCUGCCCCCUACACACGCAAAGGGUUUUCCUGGGAGGUGUACGAGCAGCAGGUGGACCUGGACGCGCUGUCACGCGAUGCCCUCUCCCGCACCGCCCACGUGGAGUUGCCAGUGAACCCGACACAGCAGUACGGCGGCGAGCGCUUUCCGUGGUCGACCGAGCUGCGGCGCAUGAUGCGCGAGGUCUUCGGCCUGCACGACUACCGCUUCUGCCAGCUGGAUAUCAUGAACGCCUGCAUGGAUGCGCGGGACGUCUUUGUGCUGCUGCCGACCGGUGGCGGCAAGUCCCUGUGCUACCAGCUCCCCGCCCUCAUGCCGAACCCUGCCCAGGUCACCAUCGUCAUUUCCCCGCUGAUUUCACUCAUCCAGGAUCAGGUGUACGCGUUGAUUGCAAAUGACAUCCCGGCCAUGGCGCUGACCGGCCAGACAAACGACGCAGCCCGGCGCAGUCUCUUUCAGGAGUGGGCCGCCGGCCGUGUGCUGCACACCCUUGUCUACGUCACUCCCGAGUACUUUGGACGGAGCGACCACUUCAUUGGGACGCUGCAGAGCCUGGCGGGUCAAGGGCUGCUGUGCCGCUUCGUGAUUGAUGAGGCGCACUGCGUGUCGCAGUGGGGUCACGACUUUCGCCCCGACUACCGCAAGCUGUCCGUGCUGAAGAGCCAGUUUCCAUCCAUCCCGAUCACCGCCCUGACGGCCACCGCGACGGACUUCGUCCAGCAGGACGUGAUCAAGACCCUCGCCCUCCGCGACGCCAUCAUCUUCAAGGGCUCGUUUAACCGGUCCAACCUGAAGUACUCCGUGCAGCACGUGCAGGGCAAACAGGUCAUCGCCGUCGUGGAGGACUUGGUGCUGCACCGCUUCUCGCCCAGCUCGUGCGGCAUCGUCUACUGCCUCUCGCGGAAGGACUGCGAGGAGAUGGCGUCGGCGCUCGUGCGGCGUGGCAUCAAGGCCUCCUACUACCACUCCGAGGCCUCCGCAAAGAACGAACGGCAGGAGCAGUGGACGCGGGAUGAGCUGCAGGUGAUCUGCGCGACCAUUGCCUUUGGCAUGGGGAUUAACAAGCCCGAUGUUCGCUACGUCAUCCACGCGGCGAUGCCGAAGUCGAUUGAGGGCUAUUACCAAGAGAGUGGCCGUGCGGGACGGGACGGGCUGCCGUCGGACUGCGUGCUGCUGAGCGCGACGACGGACCGGCAGCGGCAGGAGCGGCUGAUCCACGGCUCGAAGGACUGGCGGGCCUCGUUGACCUCGCUGCAUCGCAUGCUGUCGUACACUCUGAAUGACGUGGACUGUCGCCGACGUCAGCAGCUCGAUCACUUCGGCGAGGCGGUCGAUGUGCAUUUUUGUUUGACGCAGCGUGCGGCGGAGGAGGCGGCGGGGGUGCGUGGACCGGCCGCCACCAGCGUCACGCAGCUGUGCGACAACUGCGCCAGCAAGCUGGCGGAGGGCUGGGCUGUGAAGGAGGUGAACGUGAACUCGAUUCUGAUAGAUUUGUACGCCAUCGUGCAGCGUCUCGGUGCGCUGACGGCGAAGCAGCUCCUCGGCGUGUACCGAGGCGCGGUCUCUGAGAUAGGGCGGGCGGUGGAGGCACGUAUGCGGGUGAAGGGGACACCAUCGGAAUACAAGAACGGUGGGAAGCAGCCCAAGACACUGCUGGAGCGCGCGCUCCUACAAGCGAUGCAGCUGGGGUUAUUUGAGGAGCGUCUGGACAGCGUUAACGACUUCGCCGUGUGCGCCUUCGUCGAGCUCGGUGGCGGCCCGGCGGCGCAGCAGUUGUAUCGAGAUAUCAAAGCAGGGAAGCGAGUCAUCGUGGUGCGCACACGCGGUGAGAAGGCUCCAUCAGGCAAGGGUGAUAUGAGUCUUGGCAGCAACGACAUCAACGGCGUAGUAGCGGCGGCGGUGGCGGCAGGGGCAAAGGAAAACAGCAUCACCGUGGAGGCGUUUGCGAACGCGCGGGCUGGUCGGACGCUGCGCCAGAAAUUAAUGCCAGCGGUGCCCGCCACCGCCGCUGAGGACAACGUACCGCUUUCUGUGCUUUUUGAGGGGGCUCCGGGUUCAUUCGGCAACGCAUGCGACGCCCCGACAUCGAGAGCGAAGGGAGCGACGGCGGCAAGGAAGACGAAGUCUGCCGGGACGCGCCGCGGCGGAGGCUACGUGCUGGAUGAGGCAGAUGCCGACGGCGACGCGGUCUCCUCUAUCGACUCCGACAGCGACGCGGAGGCUGACCUGAGCAACAUGUCUAGCUUCAUCAAUGAUGACAGCACUAGCGUCAGCAACAGCAGCAACAUCACCGACUUCUCCACGCCAGCUGCGUCGUCGCACAACACAACCCCGCGGCGAGAAACGGACACGGGUACGGCGAUGCGUCGAGCACAGGCACUGGCGGGGUCUCGCUUACCCUCUCUGAACGACCGGGCUUCUACUACUUCUGGGCAGCUGCCCAACGCCUCCAUGCGCCGCGCCAGCGACGGCGACCCCAACUCAUCUGGCCAGCAGCCCCGCAAGCGAUCGCGCAAAGAAAAAGCCGGCACGUCAGCUGCAACGGCGGCACCUGCGUCGACGGUGCCGGCGGCGCGCCUGGAGCGGUUGAAGGUGCUUCUCCAAGAGGAAAUGGAGCAACUCGUGCAGACACUCGUGGGGCAGUCCGUCGGCUGCCGCAGCUACAACGUCAUGCCGAAGAGCACCAUUCUGCGCCUCACCGACACCUUGGCGGUGCCGCGGUGGGGCACGGUGGAUGACCUGAUGGACUUGGAGGGUAUGGGAAAGAACAAGGUGAAGCGCUACGGCGCGGACAUUCUGCGUGUCUACCGCCGCUUCCGCUACCUGCACAUCGGCGACGUGAAUGAGCUGACGGAGCAAGAGGCGGCGGAGUUGAAGGAGGUGAAGACGGCGGUGCGGCCACGUCAUCGCCUCGUCCGUGGCAGCGAGCUCGUCGUGGAGGAAGUCGUGGAGGAGGACAACAGCAACGGCACCCCACGGGCGUCGUCCUCGGGGCUGCAGCCCAUCAGUGGCAGCGACAGCCGCAAUGGUAGCGUUGCUGCGACAGCGGGCGUGCUUGCCAUGGCUGGUGUGGCGGGGGUGACGCAUCACCUUGCGCAGCCGUCCAUCUUACUCGACCCCACCACCCCCGAUAAGACAAGGACGGCGUCCAUCUCGACGGCCGGCACGCCAUCGCAGCCGCACGGCGGUCCCCUGGGCCGCUCCCCUGGCAGCGGUGUGGUGGUCGACGACGCAGGGCCGCCCCAGGCACCACCGCGGCGCACCACCUUCACGUUUUCAACAACGAGCAAGCCAGCCGAUGGCGCUGGCGGUGGUGGCGCUAACGCCGCUGUCGAUGCAGGCGCACCGUCGACGUCAUCGCUCGUACGUCCUUCGCUGCAGGUGCCGCACAUCAACGUGGCUUCCUCAGCUGCUGCUGCUGUGUUGCCCCACACGGUAGACACGCUCGACAACCUCACCUAUGAUCCGUCUAUGUCGGCACCGGCGACUGCAUCGGCGGGCCGAGCACCCACGGCGAUGGCGGUGAGAGGCGAUGGAAGCGGUGCGGCGCGGUCCCUUGUGUUUAGUACCACGUCUCCUCCGUGGUCACAGCAGCAGCAGCAAGUGCCACCACAGCAGAAUCAUUUUUCCACUGCGUCGGUGUCGAGAGGACUCCCCGGCGCUCCCGUGCAGUUUUCCGCUCCCCUGCUUCCCGAGCCGCCGACGUGGCCCAGCACGUUGGGCGCGAUCUCCUCCAACCCAUUCGCUGCUGAUGCUGCUGCUGCUGCUGCUGCUUCGGUGGCGGUGACGCGUGCACAUGUACACCCCAACAUGGACCUCCUUACACCGUACACCCCGGUUCCUUUACUCAACCAACAAGGGCAGACGAUGGCGGGGGACGUCGUCGUGCCGCCGCCACCGGUGGGUGCCACAACGUACGGGUACCCCAGCGGUGACCCGAGUUUGGCGGACACGCUGCGUGGCGGCGGCGGCGUCCCUCUCAACGUUGGACACACACCUGCUUUCGCGGUUCUCGGCGAUGCGCCGCAUCAUCGAACGGCACCGAGCAGCACCAACAAUAAUAUCAACACCGAUGAGCUGCUUAUUGGCAGCAGUCCGAUGCCCACCCAACAGCAACGCCAGCAGAGUCACAACGUCGAGAAGUACGGAUUGCAUGGCGCUGGCCCCAGCGAUUCCACUGCCGCACACGCCGAGUCGGUAAUGCUGCUAGGCUCCGACGGUGCCACUCAGGCACCGCUGUUACCAUCGCCCAGCAGCUUCAUCCCAUCGGCAAGUAAUGGCAGCGACAACAACGGCAGCAAUUACGUCGGCACUGAGCUGGCAGUGCAGGGCGGCAACGCAGCUGCUGGGAGAGGAAGAGUAGGAGGGGACGCCGACACGAACAGCGUGGACUUUCUCAUGAAUUUAUGCGAUGAUGCGCAGCUACGAACUCCCCUGAGCGGCAGUGGCGGUCAGCCAUCGCCGAGUCGGCUGCCGCCCCAACGCCUCUACAACUAUCACUAUCACCAGAACAACGCAACGAGGGAGAAUGGGAGCGGCAGCGUACGCGGUGCGGCGCCCCAGUCAGAUCGUCUGAACACGAGCGGUGCCGCCGUCCCUACCUCGCCCUCGCCCCUCUGCUCUACGGGGACGGACGAGGAGGCGAUGUCGUCGUCGGAGCGGCUGCUGUUUCAAACCGGUACUCCACAGGCGGCAGGGUCAGCCAAGCCAACAUCGCAAAGGACGAAGAGAGGCAGCGGGGAUCGGUUGGAGGUGUUUACGGUGGACGACGACUCCGAAUGA